CUGCCCCCCCCCCUCGCCGUCCCCAUGAUGUGCGAGACGGGACUGAUCUCCCCGGAGCCCUCCAGCCCGAUGCAGUACUACGGAGAGUCCUCCGACACCUACUACCAUGUUGACCGCUGGCAGAAACUCCGGACGGCCGUCAGGAAGCUGGAGUUCUGGGAAAACUUCAAUGCUGAGCUGAUAGGCAGCGGCUUCUUCUCCAAGGUGUACAAGGUGACUCAGAGUGCGACCUGCAAAGUGAUGGUGGUGAAAAUCUACAAGAACGACGUGGACCAGGAGGUGAUAGUGCGCGAGAUUAGCUUGCUGCAGAAGCUCUCCCACCCGAACAUUGUCAGGUACCUGGGGAUCUGCGUGAAGGAUGAGAAGCUGUACCCAAUUCUGGAGUAUGUUAACGGUGGGUGCCUGGAAGAGCUCCUGGCCAGCAAGGAGAUCACCCUCAGCUGGAAGGAGAAGGUGGACUUGGCUUCAGACAUCACAAGGGGGAUGAUCUACUUGCACUCCAAGAACAUCUACCACCGGGAUCUCAACUCCAAGAACUGCCUCAUUCGCGUGACCCAGCGGGGCCGGGAAGCCUUGGUGACGGAUUUCGGUCUGGCCAGAGAGGUGGUGGAGCUGCCCAUGAAGAACCCGGAGAGGAAGCUGUCCCUGGUGGGCUCCGCCUUCUGGAUGGCCCCUGAGAUGCUGCGGGGGGAGCCGUACGACAGGAAGGUGGAUGUGUUCUCAUUUGGCAUAGUCCUGUGUGAAAUACUGGGCCGAAUCCCCGCUGACCCGGAAGUGCUUCCCAGGACGCAGGAUUACGGCCUGGACGUUGCAGCUUUCCAAGGAAUGAUCAGCGAAUGUCCCAAGCAGGUUUUGGACCUUGCCGCUAGUUGCUGUCGGGUGGAAGCAUUCAAGAGGCCCUCUUUCUCCGAGCUGCUGGAUGAACUGGAAGACGUAGCAGAGAGUUUAGAGGCUCCAAAGGACAAUCAGCUGUCCGGAUGA
Emys orbicularis (European pond turtle) is the source of this 981-nucleotide messenger RNA. RefSeq names its product dual specificity testis-specific protein kinase 1-like. The transcript is spliced from 9 exons. Lineage: Eukaryota; Metazoa; Chordata; Testudines; Emydidae. Gene Ontology annotation, cellular component: nucleus; cytoplasm. Bases 25 to 981 code for a protein of 318 amino acids. The record is from RefSeq and is a predicted model, not a curated record. Gene Ontology annotation, molecular function: protein serine/threonine kinase activity; ATP binding. Gene Ontology annotation, biological process: protein phosphorylation; actin cytoskeleton organization.